AAAUAUUGUUGAACAUUUUUUAAAAAUCUAGGCACGCUUUUGUAUUACCGGCGAGGAACUCGCGCCAGGACAGACACGCGGCACUGAACUUCGCGGGGGAGGGACGAAAGGAGGAGGGAUGUGUCAGUACUUAUAGGGUCCGCCUCCCAAACGACCACUUUCUCCCCCGCACUUUGGAUUGGGGUUGCCGCGGGGCGCUGCAAGGCCGGUUACCAGAGCGGGUCGUUCAGCCGGAACAGCCCCUGCCCACCCCACGCCGCUUAGGUCCGCGCUGCCUUCCCUUGUCUACAUUCGUGCUUCAAGUAAAUCCCGAAAAGUCACGGAUGAAUGAGGCACUGACGGAUGUUAGGGGCGCGCGGGGAUACCGCAGGAGGCCCACAUCCCAGGCCGCCGGCCCGCUCUCGGAGGGCCGCUCGGGGCGCAGGCCUCCUGGCUGGGCUCCGCGUGGGGUCGCGACCCCGGAGGGCUCCGCUGGCCCCUAAGCGCCUUCCUCCGGACGUCUGUUCUCUCCCCUCCUCCUUCUAUUUCCCACAAUCCUUCCCGCCACAGUUUUUGCCGCCAUAGCUCCCAAACUUCCAUGUCCCAGGUACCCUAGGCCCACCUCUCAAGCUGCACCCCGCGUCUAAACUUGAUUACGUCAUCAGCGCGCGCUCAAGACCAGGCCGCCGGCGACGCUGUUUCGUCAAUCGGAGGCACCCAUCUACUAAUCCCCAGGCUUGCCGGGAGCGCAACCUCGUGCCGGAGCCUGGGGCCUGAUUGGUCGUUGCGGCUGGGAGGCGGGUCAAGCGCAAUGAUUGGCAGGGGGUAGUAGCGGCGGCGGCGGAACUGAGGCGGCGCCGCAUCCUCCCACACAGCCACCUUGGGGGUCUCGGGUCAUUUCUCCGGAAGAGCCCCGAUGGCCGGGAACUCGGGGAACCGCUUCCUGGGGAGCAAGAAAAGGAGCCCCGCGCAGCUGCAAGAGCUGCGGCUGCCCCCGGGCCGGGAGCCUCGGGAGCGCGCCCCGGGGGGGUCCCCGCCGAGUAAGCGGUCCAAGAGCCUGGACCUGGCCGAGCUCCAGGAGACGGAAGACUCCUUCGGCUACCACGAAGAGUUCACGGCCGACGACUUGGAGGAAAUCGAUAUCCUGGCGUCCCAGGCUCUGACGCAAGCUCUAGACUGCAAGGGCCUGGCGGCGGCUUCCCCCUCGGGCGCGAGGAGCUCCGGUCAGAGCGCGGGCCGCCCGGAGCUCCCCAGAAAUGACGGCACCACGUGCGCCUUGGAAAUCCCUAAUUUUUCUGAACAAGAUGGAAUGUCCAGAAGUAAAAAUCCUUCAGAGAAAAACAGAGAAAAGAUUCUAGCUAAAGAUAUUUCUGAAUUUGAAAAACUUAAAGCACAACAUGAAAAACUAAAGGAAAAGAUGCAAGCAAUGCAAGAGGAAAUCCUUAUUAAAAAUGGAGAAAUUAAAAUCUUACGAGACUCAUUGCAUCACACAGAGUCCAAUCUAGAAGAAAAGAAACGGUCACAUUUUCUUCUUGAACAGGAAAAAAUUCAGGCCCUUAAUGACAAAGAAAAAGAAUUCUCCAAAAAGCUCCAGUCACUGCAGUCAGAACUUCAGUUUAAAGAUGCUGAGAUGAAUGAAUUGAGGACCAAGCUGCAAAACAGUGGAAAAGCCAGUAAAGCUACCACCACCCUAUCCAUGUCCCAUGUCAGUCCUAGGAAAAGCCCUUCCAGAGUUAUAAAGCCAGACGCUUGCUCUCCACAAAUGGGAAAAUCAUCUUUUCCUACAAAGGAGUCGUUCAAUGCCAACACAUCCCCUCCCCAUCCCUGUCAGUCAUCCACACAUCCCUAUGUCUUGGCUCUAUCCUACAGAGAGGAUAGUAAAACCCACAGUUUGGGAAAUGAAUCUGUAAAACAGGAGGAGACACAAAGAAAUCUUACUUCCAGUUGUAUUCAUCGACCAAACACUCAAGGUUCUGUUUUGAUAAACUUGCUUCUGAAGCAGCCUUUGAUUCCAGGGGUAUCACUAGGUCUGUGUCAUCUUCUGAGCAGUCAUCCUGAAGCCCCUGCUGCUUUCUUUCACCCUCCCAGAUCAGACAGUGCUACAUCAGGAAUGUCAAGCAUCCAGACCACAUGUUCUAGAGAAGGCUCAUUCUCUGCCUCAUCCCUGAGAGAAGCACAGAGCCUGGCUAUCACGGGACUAAACCUAAUUGCCAGGGAUGAAGGUUCAUCUGAUGAAGACCUCAGUGAGGGGAACAAGAGGCCCUCUCAUGUCACUCAGCUCUGCCAGCUCCCGGGGGCUGUGCACCUUCUUCCCCUUGUUAGGUAUUACAUUGGCCUCUACCACCAGACUCUGCAGGCUGUAGCCACAAUGAAAAGGAACAGUUCUGGGGACUCAUCAGCUUGCUCCUCCCGAGUGAGCAGCAGCAGAGAGUCCAGCACAGAGGAUUCCUUGUCAGCUCUAGAAGGGUUCACUGUGGUGGCCCUCAGCAUUCUUCAGCACCUGGUGUGUUACAGUGAAGCUGUUGUUCAAACAUUACUAUCAGGAAGAAGAAGAAGAGAUGCCACUGAUGGAGAGGAUCCUGCCUUAGGAGGGAGCAAGAACUCUGUGUACAAAAUGAGUCGCAAGAAGACAUCAGAAAACCCUGUAGUGGAAGAACAACUGGCAGAGGAUCCAGAGGAGACUGUGAAUAGCCAGGAGCAACAUCCAUUGUUGAAGAUACUCCUUCACUUGUUGUCUUUCUCCUCUGCUCCAGCAGGUCACCUACAAGUUAGAGUCCUGAACCAGUGCCUUAAAGUUUUGGUGAAAUUAGCUGAAAAUUGUGCAUUUGAUUUAUUGCCCAGGUUCCAGUGUGUGCUGAGCAGCCAUGGCUUGCUCCAGUGCCUUUCCUCAACAGCCCAUCUGUCAGCUGUCCUCCUGACUGUUCAUCUUCUGUCUCUUCUUGUUGACCAUGAGAAGUUAGCUCCUCAACUCUGCUCCCAAUCAGAAACCUGUCUUCUCCUCUUGCUAUACAUGUACAUCACUUCAAGGCCAGAUAAAACAGUUGUGGAGACACAGUGGUUUCAGCUGGAACAAGAGACUGUGUGGUUCCUGGCCAAGAUCAUGCAGAGUCCUGACUCUCCUAUCUCCAUUACAGGAUCUGACUGCCAGUGCAGCCUGGAGGUCGUCAAAGCACUCAUAGUGAUGUUACACAGACAAUGGCUGACCAUUCGGAGGUUGGAAGGUCAUGUACAGAUGGGCCAGAGGAAGCAGAUGGUCCGGUGCCUUCGGGACACCUUGUUGUUAUUGCACAGUCUGUCCCAGAGAGACACCCUAUUCCAUGUGCACUGCAUGGAUGUUCUCCACCAGUAUGACCAGGUGAUUCCGGGUAUCCAAGCCCUUCUUCAAGGCCUCCCUGACAAGACAAACUGUGAAGGUGAGAGAAUGAAUCUGUGGACAGGCCAAACUGAAGAAAGUAUCACUAGCCAGGAGACCUCCAGGAAAACCACCUCUUGCUUUGUCUUUCUGAGUCACCAACGGUAACCCCAGAUACAAUCUCCUACUACCUUGCAGCUCCCAAUUCGUCUUUUUGUAAGAUGCUGCCUAGCAGCCCCAACCCCUCCUAUGUCCUAGGCCUGUGGAAUUUUCGUCUAUGUCUAGUUUCCUGAGCCAGUUAUCUGGGACUUACAUCUGCUGCCUGCCUUUACAGCUUGUUCUGACUCAGCAGAGCCUGGGCCCAGAUGUGACCACAAGCCAGGAAUAUUGGAGAGGGGAGGGGAGAGGAAUGGAAGGCUCAGUGGGCAGAGCAGUCUCUGAGGCACUGCCUCAAGGGGCAAAGCAACAGAUGUCAU
Sarcophilus harrisii (Tasmanian devil) is the source of this 3807-nucleotide messenger RNA. RefSeq names its product ATR interacting protein (gene ATRIP). Gene Ontology annotation, biological process: DNA damage checkpoint signaling; DNA repair. Lineage: Eukaryota; Metazoa; Chordata; Mammalia; Dasyuromorphia; Dasyuridae. The coding region runs from base 896 to 3499 and encodes 867 amino acids. The transcript has 13 exons. The record is from RefSeq and is a predicted model, not a curated record.